Messenger RNA from Nerophis lumbriciformis (worm pipefish), 3016 nucleotides. RefSeq names its product sterile alpha and TIR motif containing 1 (gene sarm1). The record is from RefSeq and is a predicted model, not a curated record. Gene Ontology annotation, biological process: response to axon injury; signal transduction; negative regulation of MyD88-independent toll-like receptor signaling pathway. Gene Ontology annotation, cellular component: dendrite. Gene Ontology annotation, molecular function: NAD+ nucleosidase activity; protein binding; signaling adaptor activity. Lineage: Eukaryota; Metazoa; Chordata; Actinopteri; Syngnathiformes; Syngnathidae.
AGAGAGCAGUUCUCCGGAGGAUGCUGAUCGCAGUGACAGGUUGUUUUAUGUACGGCUUGUCUUUAUUUUUGUCUAUUUUUAUUGUAGUUUUAGGCUAGUUAAGAUGGAUUUGUGUUGAAAGUGUAACAUUGUUGUUGUUUUUGUUUGCGUCGAAGACAAAAUGGAUGUUUUUAUUGAUCACGUUGCUAACCUCGAGCUCCUUCCUGCCAUGGAUGAAGAGGUGAUUAUUUAGCAGCGAGCUGUCACUCGGAUGUGUUUCUGUGCACCAAGCACGCUCCGUUGCACAAAGAAACGCACCGUCGCUCAGGCCGGUACAUGUUCUUGUCUCUGACGGUGUUCCUGUGGAGGAUCUACCGGCAUUGGGUCGCCAUGUUCAGCUCCGACCGGCUCACGGUGCCGGAGUACGUCAGCCGGCUCCAGCGAGGCAAGAGCGGCUCGUCGGGCCCCGAGCAAAGAGCGGUGUCUCCCGGGAUUCAUCCCGAGGUGCAGGCGGUUCUGGACACGUCACUGCCCGCCUUGCGCGGCGCCAUCCAGCGGCUCAAGUCCGCUAAAGGAACGUCCGAUUCCGACGAGACUCGCAGGGCCGUGGCGGAGAUCUUCCAGCUGGUGGAGGAGGCCUGGGUGCUCCCCGGCGUCGGGCGGCAGGUGGCCGAGGAGAUCUGCAACAGGAUCCGCCUGGAUGGAGGUCUGGAACUUCUCCUGCAGCUCCAACAAACACCGGCCGUGGAAAUCACCUACGAGUCCGCCAAGCUGCUGGAACAGAUCCUGGUGACCGAGAACAGGGAUUACGUGGCCCGACUGGGCCUUGGGGUGAUCCUCAACCUGACCCGGCAGCAGGAGGACGCCCAGCUGGCUCGCAGCGUGUCGGGGAUCUUGGAGCACAUGUUCAAGCACACGGAGGAGACGUCGGUCCACCUGAUCAAAAACGGCGCCCUGGACGCUCUGCUGUACUGGUGCCGAGGCACGGACCCCACCGUGCUGCGCCACUGCGCCGUGGCCUUGGCCAACUGCGCCAUGUACGGAGGCCACCGCUGCCAGAGGUGGAUGAUCGAGAAGCAGGCGGCCGAGUGGCUCUUCCCCCUGGCCUUCUCCAAGGAGGACGAGCUCAUCCGCUUCCACGCCUGCCUGGCCGUCACCGUGCUGGCCGCCAACAAGGAGAUCGAGAAGGAGGUGGUGAAGUCCGGCACCUUGGAGCUGGUGGAGCCGUUCAUCGCCUCGCUGGAUCCGGACGACUUCGCCCGCAGCUUGUCGGACAGCGCCGACUGCAUGCAGGGGAAGACGGCGGCCGACCUGCAGCACCUCCUGCCCUUGCUGGACGGAACCCGGCUGGAGGGGAAGUGCAUCGCUGCCUUCUACUUGUGUGUUGAGACCAGCAUCAAGUCCCGCCAACGCAAUACUAAGAUCUUCCAGGAGAUCGGAGCGGUGCAGAGCCUGAAACGGAUGGUCAUGUACUCCAGUAACGGCACGGCGUGUUCUCUGGCCAAGCGGGCGUUGAGAAUGAUGGGCGAGAACGUGCCCAAGCGCAUCCUGUCCUGCGUGCCCAACUGGAAGACGUGCGAGGUGCAGACCUGGCUGCAGCAGGUGGGCUUCAGUGCCUUCACUGAUCGCUUCCAGGAGCUACAGGUGGAUGGAGACCUUCUGCUGAACAUCACCGAGCAGGAUCUGGUCACGGACCUGGGCAUGACUGCCGGUCUCUCCAGGAAACGGUUCCUAAGAGAUCUGCGCGUGCUGAAAACCUACGCCAACUACGCCACGUGCGACCCGCACAACAUGGCCGACUGGUUGACGGAGGCGGACCCUCGUUUCCGCCAGUACACCUACGGCCUGGUCAUGUCGGGAGUGGACCGCAACAACGUCCAGAGCGUGACGGACCAGCAGCUCUUCAACGACUGUCACGUUCUCAACGGAGUCCACAGGGCCAAGAUGUUAGCGGCGAGUCGCAAGCCGCAAAGGCCCUGCAACACCGACGCCCAACCUGCGGGGCCCGACGUGUUCAUCAGCUACCGCCGCACCACCGGAUCACAACUGGCCAGCCUCCUGAAGGUGCACCUGCAGGUUCGAGGGUUCAGCGUCUUCAUAGACGUGGAGAAGCUGGAGGCUGGGAAAUUUGAGGACAAGCUGAUUCAGAGUGUCCAGCGUGCUCGCAACUUCAUCCUGGUUUUGUCCGCCAACGCCCUGGACAAGUGCAUGGGAGACACCGCCAUGAAGGACUGGGUGCAUAAGGAAAUAGUCACAGCCUUGGCGGGGAAGAAGAAUAUUGUUCCUGUCACCGACAAUUUUGCUUGGCCUGACCCGACGUCUCUGCCAGAGGACAUGAGAUCAAUCCUCAACUUCAACGGCAUCAAGUGGUCACAUGAAUAUCAGGAAGCCACGAUCGAGAAGAUCCUGCGCUUCCUGAAGGGCAACCAAGACUUACUGGAUAGCUCCAAAGAGCAGAAGAAGAAAUGAUCACGUGUCGGCGACUAUAACUCUCCAGGAAGUGAUGCCAAAAAGUCUUCUCCAGCUCGUCUCACGCGCAUGUGAUGCUAACCUGCCCAUAAAAGACCACGCUUAUAGAAAUGACAUGUUGCAAGAAUGCAGACUUUGUGGACUGGGCAUAAUCCCUUCAUCCUAAUAUCUUCAUACUGGUGAGUAUGUGUAAUCAGGUACAGUAUAAUACGCCUUUUGUGUCUCAGGAACAGUAGAAGGUUCAACACGCUCACACAUACGCAAAACUUUUUCUUCUUUUUUUAUACUUACGUCGCAAUUUUCUUCAUGAUUAUUUGUUGUGCUCAUUGAUUGAACGUGCAUUUGACCCAGGCUUCGGAACAUGUACUAACUAGAAUGUAAUGUAAUCCUCUUCAUAUUUAGGAUGUAUUUCUGUUCUCCAAUGCAGUAUGUAGGAGUACGUAACGCAAGGUCGAAACACAAAGAGAAAGCACAGGAUAUAAAACACCGUAAGUGUGUUUCAUCGAAUACAUUUAAUCUAACGCCAUAUGUGACUCAUCAAUAAAACAAGUGGCGCUUGGCAAACACA